AUGCAGGUUUUUUGGGCUAAGGUCUUCAUUCUGCCCAAGAGAGUUAUCCAUUUGAUUGAACAGAAACUCAAAAGGUUCUUAUGGAGUGGCAGAUACUCUAAGGCUCAUGCUAAGGUGGCUUGGAGUAAGGUGUGUCUUCCCAAGAGAGAAGGGGGUCUUGGGAUUAAAAGCAUUGCAGUUUGGAAUCAGGCAUCAAUGCUUAAUCAUAUAUGGAAUUUAUUCUCAAAAGCUGGCUCUUUAUGGGUAGCAUGGACUAAAGCUAACUGGCUGAAUGGUAGGAAUUUUUGGACGAUUCCUAUUCCAACUUCAUGUUCUUGGAGUUGGAAGAAGAUCCUCAAGCUCCGAGACAUAGCCAAGAGUUUCAUCCAAUUUAAGGUUGGGAAUGGUUCUAAGGUGUUCUUGUGGCUGGGUCAUUGGCACCCUGCAGGCUACCUUCUAGAUAAUUUCGAUUAUAGAAUUGUUCAUGAUUCUGGCUUUUCCCUGCAUUCCAAGCUAGAUGUUAUUAUUAAGAAUGGUGAUUGGUUCUGGCCUCAUGCCCGAUCAGACGGUCUUGUAGAGGUACAAAGUAAGCUACAUACAGUUGAUAUAGGUGAUUCUGAUGAGCUCGUGUGGAAUUCUCGAAGUGGCAUUUACAAGUGUUCGGAUACCUGGGACAAGCUGAGAGAGGUGCAUCCGAUAGUCAGGUGGUGGAAGAUUGUUUGGUCUCCCACUUCUAUCCUCCGUCAUUCCUUCAUUCUUUGGCUAGUUUUCCGGGAUGCUUUGGUCAUAAAACAACGUAUGAGUGGUUGUGGCUAUACAUGA
Messenger RNA from Alnus glutinosa, 801 nucleotides. RefSeq lists its product as uncharacterized. Lineage: Eukaryota; Viridiplantae; Streptophyta; Magnoliopsida; Fagales; Betulaceae. The transcript has a single exon. The record is from RefSeq and is a predicted model, not a curated record. The coding region runs from base 1 to 801 and encodes 266 amino acids.